AAAUUGUGCCCCGCCUCCUGUGCCCCGCUGAGGGCACAAGAGGCAUCAAUAAUGCGCCAAAAGGAAUCCUGUGUCCAAUGAGGGAAAGCUACUGUAAUCGACUUCCCGGCUUCACAAGCAGCAGUGUUACAGAUGUAAUGUUCUUUAAUUGUAAAUAAGCAGAACAGGUGAUUUAAGGAUGCAGCGAAAUAGCGCACUCUGCUGCCGGAUGCCCCAUGCGGUGGUGUCUGAUAAUUAUGUUGACAGUUCUCUCUCUCUCUCUCUCUGGCUGAGUGUACUUUCGGUCAGGCCAUGCAGGGGCCCCUGGACAGGCAGGGCAGACAGAGAUGGGAGGAGGGAGGAGGGGAGGAGCGAUUAUGAUCGGAGCUCCCUGUUCCAGGAAAACAACCUAUUUAUGAAGUUUGUAGUAGGACAUCUGAAAAACAUGAUAAAAUAGAGCCACAUCUAUUAUAUUCUGGCUGAAGACCCUGGAUUGUGAGAGUGUUUCCCCAACGCUUACUUUGUCCACUCUGAGAGAGAAUGCCAGGUGUUUCACUGUCACACCCGAAUGGGAUGUAUGGCCUUGGUGACCUGGGUUUAUUUGUCUGACUUUCCCAGCUCCACACAGAAUAAUUCUCUCAUAAAUCAUUCUAAACACAAACUGAGUUCAACAAGAGACAGUGGUUUGGCACAAGCCAGGGAUGGUAGAUAACUCUCCAGUGAGCAAGGAGCCGUUUCUUCCUUAUAGUGGUUCUCCACCGGCCUACCGGCUGUCUGACAUGGUGACAGAUCUGGGUUCCUACCAUGUACUGCAGUCACCAUUUUCAGAGGAUGACCUGAGCGAGUCGUACAGCCCUCGUUCCUGCUCCAGCCCAGACUCCCAGGUGCUCAGUUCCAGCUAUAGCAGCAGUUCCAGUGCUGAGAGCCAGGAUAGCAUCCUGGACCACCUGCUGUCUCAGGCCUCUUUAGGAGGAGUCAGCAGUGAUCCUGCAGAGUCUGUGGCACCAAUACCAUUAUCCCCUUUUCUCUGGGACUUACGGAGAGAUGAGCCAUCCAAACGUGAGCCUAUAAAGGAGGAAAAUUUUGAUUUCUUCACUUGGUCCAAUGAGGAGACGGAGAAACUUGGAGGAUCCUUCCAACCCACUCUGGAAGAGAUUGAAGAAUUCCUGGAGGAAAAUAUGGAGGUGGUGACAAUGAAGCAGGGGAUCAGAGAAGGUUGCCCAGGGUUGGGAGUGGGACUGGAUGAAGCUCUUGGUGUAGAAGUUGGUCUUGAGUGGUGCAGGGAUGUGUCCUCUGAGCCUAAGUCAGAGCCAGAAGUUGAGUAUUCAGACCAAACUGUUCCCAGUGACAGCACUGCUGGCCUGGUCACUGUUGCCUGCAGUGAGACCAAAGCUACAUUAGUUAAACCCACACUUGAAUCCAGCGCAGAAGACAAGAAGGCAUCAGCCAAAGAGCCUUCAGAAGCAGACAGUGGCACUAACAGUAGUGGGAUGCCGGUCAUCCUACAGAUCCAGCCCCUUCAGAUCAAACAGGAGCCCAAAGUAGCACCUCUUACCCCAGCAGUCCAAAUCCCAUACCCUCCCCCAGCCUCAGACAUCAAAAUUGCACAGCUGCUGGUCAACAUCCAAGGUCAGACCUUUGCCCUGGUGCCCCAUGUCCUGCCCUCCCCCAACCUUAAUGUGUCCCCCAAGUUUGUACGUAUUGCUCCAGUGCCUAUUGCAGCCAAGCCUCUUGGCAUCGGGGAUAGCUCAGCCAACCAGGGAUCAGGGAUUCUUGUUGGAAGUCAAAAGUUUCCGAAGAACUCAGUGGCUGAUCUUAUCAAAAUGCACAAAUGCAAUUUUCCUGGCUGCACCAAGAUGUACACCAAGAGCAGCCACCUGAAGGCCCACCUUAGGAGGCACACGGGAGAGAAGCCUUUCGCCUGCAACUGGCAGGGCUGUGGAUGGAGGUUUUCGCGGUCAGACGAGCUGUCUCGACACCGGCGGUCCCACUCGGGGGUCAAGCCCUACCAGUGCCCUUUAUGUGAGAAGAAAUUUGCCCGCAGCGACCACCUGUCAAAACACAUCAAAGUGCACCGUUUUCCACGAAGCAGCCGGACACUAAACUCAGCAAACUGAUUCCCUGCUUGGAUGACUGGAGUCACUGUCAUACAGACAUAGGCCAUGGGAGCAAGGUGCGAGUAUAAACAUAUGGGAGUGUGCACACACUUUUGCACCUUCUUCAAGUCAAUAUGAAUAUGUGAGUCGAAGAAGCCCGUGCAUUUUUAUAAUCAACUUAUGAUUGUUUUAAUUUAUUGUAAACCGAUGCAGUUACCAUCCUGUCUGUAAUCAGCUGAAGGUUGUUGUUGCUGGUGGUGCGUUCAUAUGUUGUAUUCCUUAUAUUUGUUCUGGCCUUAUCUCCUGCCUCACCAGAAGAUAAGAUAAUCUUAUUUUUUUCAAUCUGGGCUAUGUGAUGGGCUUGAUAAUAGCCUUGCCUUUUAUCAUCCUGAAAGCUGCCAAUGUUUUGGACAUUCCUUAUCUUAUGCAAUGUUUAGGAAGUUUGCCCUACUUUUGCUGCCUUGCACCACAGUUCAUUGACAGAAAAGGCAGAUACAACAUUUGUCGUUCAGCCUGGUGUUUGACGCACAGGGAAGGAACUGUUAUACUACAUGGACAUAAACUACUGACUGCAUAAGAAAAUAAGGGAAAUCUAACCAUAAUUUUCAAGGAUUCAUCUCACAUGUUUACAGCAACUUUGUAAACCUACUGCGAGGGGGACAAGGAGAACAACAGAGCAACACAAGAACUGCAGAAGUGAAACACAACAAAAAGUACACAAUGAUUGUUCAGUCAGCCUUCUGAUCAGUAUUGUUCUUUGUUGUUAUUUUAUUAAGCUAUUAUACUGUAUGUACCUGCUUGCUGGUUUCCUAUGAUUAUCACUUUUCUGGCCUUACCAGAGAGCCAGAUGGUUUUGGAAAUCAGGCUUUUCAGUAAUCCAUAUUUUAAUCAGGUGUUGAGUGAUCAUUCAGAUUGUGUCAUAAUAUGGCACCUUUCAUUCAUGGUCACAGAACUGAAUGCCUCAGUCUUUCAGUGUCAAAUAAUGUCUUUUUUUCUGAAUUCUUAUUUUGCUGAUGGAUUAACCCGACUUGACACAAAAGCUGCUUUGUCUCUGCUUCAUCUGUUACCGGAGACUGGAGACACCCUGACAGCUGCUGACCUGAGCUGGCAGUUAUUUUGUUGAGGUGACAUUAAUGAACAUGGUGCUGAACUACCAGGAAGAUGAGCUUCUGGGAAAUGUAGUCAUGACAUCCCUUUUGAGUCCAUGAUACGCUUUCUAAUGCCCUGUUGCUUGCAAACAUUGUUUGCUAUUUGUAUCACGCCCCACUGUGAAUAUGUAGGAGUGUGACGCUGCCGCCGUUGUAUCAUUCAUGUAUGUAAAAUGACAGCAAGUAGGGGUGCACAACUUUGUACAUCAUUCCUUUCAUUCAAUUUUCGAAUUUUUAAUGCUUGUGUGAACAAGGUGUUUUAUUGCAUCCUAUGAAUGUAUGUAAAUAUGCAGGCGUGUACAUCGCUACAUCCAGGAAACACAGAAGGACUAUUCUGAUGCCAUAUCUGAAACAAAUCAGUGGUUGUGAAGAGUUCUAGUAUAAACCCUAAAUGUGUACAUAACUUGAUG
This is a messenger RNA of Monopterus albus (swamp eel), 3633 nucleotides long. Its product is annotated as Krueppel-like factor 15. The transcript has 3 exons. Gene Ontology annotation, biological process: regulation of transcription by RNA polymerase II. The coding region runs from base 681 to 2096 and encodes 471 amino acids. Lineage: Eukaryota; Metazoa; Chordata; Actinopteri; Synbranchiformes; Synbranchidae. Gene Ontology annotation, molecular function: DNA-binding transcription factor activity, RNA polymerase II-specific; RNA polymerase II cis-regulatory region sequence-specific DNA binding. The record is from RefSeq and is a predicted model, not a curated record.